This is a messenger RNA of Dromaius novaehollandiae (emu), 3225 nucleotides long. RefSeq names its product ubiquitin conjugating enzyme E2 Q2 (gene UBE2Q2). The record is from RefSeq and is a predicted model, not a curated record. Gene Ontology annotation, molecular function: protein binding. The coding region runs from base 321 to 1505 and encodes 394 amino acids. The transcript has 13 exons. NCBI's taxonomy places the organism in Eukaryota, Metazoa, Chordata, Aves, Casuariiformes, Dromaiidae.
GCGGGGCGGCGGGCGGUCCCGGCCCGGCGCGGCCCAGCCCGCGGCGCGGCGCGGCCGAGGCGAGGCGGGCGCGGGGGAGCGGGCGCCGCCGUUGCCCUUUUAAGCAGCGAGUGGGCGCCGGAGGCUGGUACAAAGGAGCCGCCGCCGCGCUCGCCGCCCGCGCUGCCCUGCUCGCCCGCGCUGCCGCCCGCGCUGCCUCCCGCCAUCUUCCGCCCCCGAGGUGCCGCCGGGGCCGGGCCGGCCGGGCGGCGGCGGCGGGGCGGGCGCUGAGGCGAGGCGAGGCGAGGCGGCGCAGGCCCGGGCCCGGAGAUGAGGCCAGGAUGUCGGUGUCAGGGCUCAAGGCCGAGCUGAAGUUCCUCGAGUCCAUCUUCGACAAGGACCACGAGCGCUUCCGCAUCGUCUCCUGGAAGCUGGACGAGCUCCACUGCCAGUUCGUGCUGCUGCCGCCGCCGCCGGGCGCCGGCCCGCAGCCGCCGCCGCCGCUCACCAUCCACUGCAACAUCACGGAGUCUUACCCCUCUUCAUCACCAAUAUGGUUUGUAGAAUCAGAUGACCCAAACCUGACUUCAGUCUUGGAGCGUUUAGAAGAUAUUAAGAAGAGCAAUACUCUGCUUCUUCAACAGCUGAAGCGAUUAAUAUGUGACCUCUGCAGAUUAUAUAAUCUUCCUCAGCAUCCAGAUGUUGAAAUGUUAGAUCAGCCAUUGCCAGCUGGACAGGAAAGGAAUGCAGAGACAAUUCACGCAGAAACCUCAAUUGUUGUAUUGCAGAAUGGAACAACAGAAGAAGUUACGUCAGAAGAGGAGGAAGAAGAAGAUAUGGGUGAAGACAUUGAAGAUCUGGAUCACUAUGAUAUGAAGGAGGAGGAACCAGCUGAUGGGAAGAAAUCUGAGGAUGAAGGCAUUGAAAAAGAGAACCUUGCAAUCUUAGAGAAAAUCAGAAAAAAUCAAAGGCAAGAUCACUUAAAUGGUGCAGUCUCUGGGUCAGUUCAGGCUUCAGAUCGACUUAUGAAAGAACUCAGGGAUAUAUAUAGAUCACAGAGUUAUAAAACAGGGAUUUAUUCAGUGGAACUGGUAAAUGACAGCUUGUAUGAGUGGCACGUUAAGCUUUUAAAAGUUGAUCCUGACAGCCCAUUGCAUAGUGAUCUUCAGGUCUUAAAAGAAAAAGAAGGUGUAGAAUACAUCUUACUCAACUUCUCUUUUAAGGAUAACUUCCCUUUUGAUCCUCCCUUUGUGCGAGUGGUAUCUCCUGUACUCACAGGAGGGUACGUUCUAGGUGGAGGUGCGUUAUGCAUGGAACUUCUUACUAAACAGGGCUGGAGCAGUGCCUAUUCAAUAGAGUCAGUCAUCAUGCAGAUCAAUGCCACUUUAGUCAAAGGAAAAGCCAGAGUACAGUUUGGAGCCAACAAGAAUCAAUAUAAUCUAGCAAGAGCACAGCAGUCCUAUAAGUCACUAGUACAAAUACAUGAGAAAAAUGGCUGGUACACUCCUCCAAAGGAAGAUGGUUAAUAUUGAGGACUGUUGUAUACCUGGACCAACAUCAACAAAAUGAGCUCUUUUUUAUGUUUUCCAACACACACAGACUCAAGCUAUGAGUGCCCCUAUAACAGCCGUACUGAAGACUUUAGCUAUUAGAUAAGUUAGUGGAUAAUCUGUCAACUGACACUUAAAGUAUAAGUUACAGCCUUACCAUUCCGCUCUUCUUAGAUAUCUUGGACUGAGCAGUUUUGGCCUUUACUGUAUUUGUUCUUAUGGAUUAAGCAUAUUUGGGCCAACCCUUCCCUUCCCCCUUUUUUAUUUAAAAGUGUAAACUCCCUAAAACAGGCUAUCAAGUUACUAAAGAUCAUUAAAUAGGAGUUGUUCACACACUUUUGUGUAUUUCUUACCUUUUGCAGGAUGCAGACUGCAGAGACUUGCGUUGUAUUGUUUCAUUUAAAGCCAAGAAGUUUAAUACAUUGUUUAAUACUGUUUUAGGAAAUGUCAGGUCUUGCAAAUCACGGUAGUUUUUCUGGUCUAAAAUGACAGCAUUUGUAGUAUUUCCAAAUUCAAUGAUAUAGGAAAAACACGUGUAUGUUAAGUCAUUAAACAUUUUUUUCAUGGCUGUAUGAGAAUAUGAACUGUUUCUUGGAGAAGAUGCUCUUUGUUUAGAUUAUGUUGUUUUUGUUUGUUUUGUUUUUAAGCAGAGCAAGGCUGUGCCAAUAAAACCUUGUAACUAGUCACUUCCACUGGGGCAUCAGAACUUGCUGGGCUGUUCCUGCUACUUGUUGGCUCAACCUAUUUAAUGAGAGCCACAGUAUGAAGCUUGAAGUUAUUUAAAAUACUAAAAACCUUUUUAGGUGUUCCAUUUUUAUUAACGGGUUGUUGCAAUCAUUUGUAAACUAAUGAACUUAUAAAUUGAUUGGCACAAAUUGAGAUGAAAGUCCUUGAAAAGUUUUAUAUAAAAGCUACAAUAAAGUACAGAAAUACGUCAUCUGAUUCAGAGACUUAAGAAAUGUUGCCAUAGUUGUGAGAGUGGUUUUGUUAUUGAGAGACUAAUGGGAACUGUUCUUUCUUUAUUAGGAAAUGAAUCUGGGUCUGUGUAAUUACACUAUUUCAUUGCCUUACCUAAAUCGGUUCUAUUUUGGUUGUAGUACUAGUCAUUAGGCCUUCGCACCCCUCCGGGGAUGAGUUAAGGGUGUGUGCCAUGGAUUAAGCACUUUUAGAAGCCCAGAAGCAUGUUUUUGUUACUGUUUUUUUUUUUUUUUUUUUUCAGUUGACUAUCAAAUUUGUGCUCUUUUCUCUUAUCAGGCACCCAUGGGUCCUUGUGCAUUUGCUUCUAGAUCCAGUUUUUAGCUUGAAAGAGAAAUCAGAGAUUGGGCACUGCUUCUGAUACAUGUUGUUUGAGGAGUGGAUGACUUCCCAGCCUUCCUGCUUACUUGGUUGUACAUACUGUGUUUGUAUAAAAUCCUGGUAGCCAGAUGCUGAAACAGCAGCCGGUGAAAGGCAGAACUCUGUAAGCGUCGCAGCCCUCGAAAGCUGAGGCUGAACGACUCCGACUACGUUCUCGCGUUCUUUGGGGCCCGGAGGGGCGCGCGGGGGACCGGCGCGCAGCCGCAUGCUUUCUUUGGGAUUUACUUUUUCUUUUUUUUUUUUUCCUUUUUCCCCCCUCCUUCAUUGCAGAAUUACUUGGCAAUGUACAGUAAUUUGUAAACUUGCAUCAAGUUUAUGAAUAAAAACCAUUUUAAGAAUG